CCGUAGAUUCCCGCAGAUUCGCUGUCGGCUGUCCCGAUGUUACAAGCGUGUUUCACACUAACCUAAACCUUUGUUUGAGUAUUUUUAGUGGGAUAUUUCGAGACGAUAAUGCUGGAUGGUUGCGCUCAUGAAAUUCACCAGAGAUAUAUGCAGGCUGUUGGGACUCGGGAGCGGCCCCCCUGUCCAGCAGCAGCAGGAGCAGAUGGACUGUGGUGCCGCAACCCCUGACCCAAGUGAUGAUGCCACUUUGUCACAGGAUGCAUUAAAUGGAGAGGAGGAUUUGAGUGAAGAGGAGAAGGUCAGACGGAGGGCGGAGAGACGCAAAGCCAAGAGGAAGCGCCGUCGAAAACGUAAGAAGCAGGAGCAAGUUAAGCCAAACGAGAGUGCUGAACGGGAUGAUGAGGACGAGAAUGGAGGUGCAGAGUCUGAACUGGAUGAGAGCGAGUCAGAAGCAGAAGUCGGUGCUGACGAGGAGAAAGAAAGGGUGCAAAAAGUGGAGGAAAAUGAGGCAGCUGCCUCACACAAGUACGUUGCCACCCCAGUCAUGGCUCCUUCAGGAAUCAAAGGACAGCAGAAGACCCAAGCCAGAUCCACUGAAGAGGAGCCAGAGUGGGAUGUGAGCAGUGCCUUCUUUGCUAAUGCUGCUAGCCAUAUCAAACCCAAAGGAUCAAGUCGCAAGUCCAAAGAAAACAAAGAGAAUGAGACAAAUGGAACUGACACCAUGACCAAGAAAAGCGCAUCGCUGACAGCAGAAAAAGGGAUAAAGCUGGUGCAAGAGGGGCUGUACACACAAGCAGUCAGUAUGUUUACAGAAGCCAUCAAAUGUGAUCCAAAGGACAACAGAUUCUUUGGGAAUCGUUCCUAUUGUUAUUACUGCUUGGAGCAGUACACUGAGGCCCUGGCAGAUGCUGAACGCUCCAUUCAGCUGGCUCCAGACUGGCCCAAAGGACACUUCCGCCAGGGCAGUGCUCUCAUGGGCAUGAAACGGUACAGUGAGGCAGAGAAAGCUAUGGAGCAGGUGCUGAAACUGGACAAAGACUGUGAGGAGGCUGUCAUUGAGCUCUUUAACUGCAAAGUGCUGCAGUUGAUGGAGCUUGGCUUUGAAGAAGGGCAAAGUGUCCUGCUGCUGGAGAAAUUUUCAACUGUGCAGGCUGUUCUGUCCUCUUGUUCUGAUGUUCCCAGGGCUGGGAGCCAAGAGCCAUCAGUAGUGCAACCAGGAAGUCCUUGUCCAUCUCUGUGGGUGGGAAAUGUGACAACUGAGCUAACUGAGAAACACCUUUGGGACCUUUUUAAAAUGUAUGGUGAGAUAGAGAGUAUCCGAGUGCUGCAUGAGAGAUUCUGUGCCUUUGUCAACUUCAAGAAUGCAAACAUGGCAGCUCGUGCCAUGGAGAAACUAAAUGGUUAUUGUAUCGAGAACACGCGUUUAGUGGUACGCUAUCCUGACCGCCGCACUCAGAGGGUCCUUCCCAUUCCACUUAAGACCUGCGUCCCUGUCACACAGCAAGCGGGGGCAGCUGCUGGACCACGACGUCGUGGCCCAGUGAACGGAGACGAGUGUUACUUCUGGAGAACAACCGGCUGCCAUUUUGGGGACAAAUGUCGCUACAAACACAUUCCUGAUCAGAAAGGCAAGGACAGGAAGCCCUGGCAGCCUUGAACUCGGCCUACUCUCUGCUCUAGUAGUGUGCAGGAAACUUGGAUGCACAGACAAAGCCAAAGGAGCCGGCACUUACUGGACCAGGUUCCUUGGGCUAAAAAUAUUUACUGUAGCAGAAUGGACUGGAAUAGUCGUAGGAUCGGAGCCAGCACUCAGGCUCUAAGGCAGGGAUAGUCACACAUGUGCCAUAAAAGACUGGGAGUAUGAAGGUUUUUAUUUCAGGCCAAGACUAAACUGAGCAAUAUUGCUCAGUAGUACAUCAAUCAGUCUCUGUUUUAAAUAAAAACCUUCAUAAUCACAGCACUUCAUGGCACAAAGUGACCUAUUCCUGCUUUAGGGGAAACAACCUAGAGCCACAACCAGGAAGUGAAAAUGCCUGGGUCCACUGUUGAAAAAGGAGUGACGACUCAGUCAUAUACAGCAGUAAUGAAAGGACUCGGUAUGGAUUUUUUCAGGCCAAGGUUCUUUCAAUCCUCGCCACCUUCCUUCUUUAGAAACUCCAUCACAGAGCAGUGUUUCUCCCCAUUUUUAAAGUUUAGUCACUUGACGAAUACAGUUUAGGUUUAUCCAUGGCCCUCAACUGCUCACACCAGUCUGCAGUUCAUACUGGGGCUGGGGCCACUGGUUCCUCUGCCAGUAUCUGCACAUUGUUGACCAGACCAAAGACGUAGCAACAGACAAACUUGACAUUUCAGUACUUCUCUAUAUAGAUGAGGGUUUUCUUUUAGCUAGUAAGCUACAGAGCAGUGACCCAGAGAGGUGCCUUUAAGAUGAUCAUAAGUGGCUAAAUAGACAAGGGAUAACAGAAUUGAACAUAUUAAUGCAUGCAGUAGGUGUAUAUGUCACUUAAUUUACACAUAGCUGCCCUUUUGUUAAACUGUUGAAUACACACACACUGCAUGCCUGUUCAGUUUUCCUGACAUGAUUGAGGACUCAUUGUGCUUCAUAGCCAUAAUUGUUGGAUAUGGAAGAAGUAACAGAAACACCUGACGAUAUCAUGAAAUUUAGGAGAAUGCUAGCUUUAUGAAGGCUGCAGUAUUCAGUAUUUUGGUGAGACUAUGUCAGAGAGGUAUUGUUUCAAUUCUGUUAUGAGGCCAUAGUUUUAGUUUAGUUGUAUUGGAUUGUGUGAAAUGUCAAGUGUGGCGUUCUUCAGUUCACUUCUCCCCGGUUUUGCGGACUGUAGGAGAACUAGUUGUGGCACUGAUCUGCGUACCCAAUGCAAGUGAAUAGCCUUCCUGAGUUUUUAUCUCAGCAUUACAAUAUGAAAUAUGCUUUCCAGGUGUAUUUACACAGUAGACACCACAGUGCUUUUCGUCUAUGCAAAAGAAAAGUUCGGACUUGAUUGUCAGUUCUGUGUCUGACCUACACACACCUACAACCUCUGGCAGAAGUAGACUGUUUCUGUCGGUUAAUGCCUGUGACAGACAGGGCGAUUUCUUUGGUAAAGUACUUCAUACUACAGGACGGUGCCUUGGAAAAAUUCACACUCAUUCAUGUGCAAACACAAAUUCACGGUCAUGUGUGUAACAUGAUCUGUUUAAAGAACUUAUGAACCUUGAAAAGCAGUGUUUUUGACCUUAUGGGGGGGGUCUCCAUUUCAGUAUUUCAGUGAACCAAAGAAUGCUUCAUCUGAUGCAUCUGCACUGAAAACAGCCUCGUUCUUUCAUGAGUUUCAACACAACCGUGCAUUAAAACCCAUUGUCAUGUGUCUGUAUCAUCCACUAGAUAACAAUUACAGCUGGUUUAAGUCCACACUACGUUCACUAGUAAGCUAUGCACAGCAUAGUGAGAGUAUUUAUUUUCCUAUUUAUACUUAAGUUGUUUUUUUUUCUAUUUCUUUUUUUACAACAUACCGUAAGUCUUUCAUUCUCUUUGUCUUUUCACUUCAUGGUAGGUUAAAGAAAUGUCCCCUCCUCUGUUUAUUUCUGGCUUUAAGAGACAAGCAUUAUUAAGAACAAUUGGUGCAAACACUGUCUAAUGCUUCACUUCACUUCCUCUUGUAUUACUUUCUGUCUUACGGCUAAAUCUAGUGAAAAAUGAAUUGAACACACCUUUAGACUGCACUUGUCGAUAAAACAAACUUGUUUCGUAUUUGACUGGUGCUGUUAACUAUGGUUGUGUAGUGCAUUUAAUUUUGCAGACUAAUAACGUGUUUGAUGUCUCCGAAGCAUAUUUUGAUUUCAUCUUGUGGAUAUUUCAAAAUUGGACAGAUGCAAGAUUUCCCUGAGUUUAAUUUUAUCUAUUUGGUAUGUUUUUAUGGAUUUUUAAUUAUGAUGUACACAUUGAUAACUAGAGCACUGCAAUCUUGUUAAUCUUCCAAAUAUUUUGUAUUAUCGUUACUGCACUGCAAAAGAGUCUUUUAUAUUUAAUAAAUGUAUUUGAACCACC
Messenger RNA from Chelmon rostratus (copperband butterflyfish), 4045 nucleotides. RefSeq lists its product as uncharacterized. The coding region runs from base 116 to 1657 and encodes 513 amino acids. The transcript has 16 exons. NCBI's taxonomy places the organism in Eukaryota, Metazoa, Chordata, Actinopteri, Chaetodontiformes, Chaetodontidae. Gene Ontology annotation, molecular function: metal ion binding; RNA binding; protein binding. The record is from RefSeq and is a predicted model, not a curated record.